Molecule: messenger RNA, 835 nt
Organism: Protopterus annectens (West African lungfish)
Lineage: Eukaryota; Metazoa; Chordata; Ceratodontiformes; Protopteridae
Product: serine/threonine-protein kinase Nek11-like
Exons: 6
Coding region: 182-835 (217 amino acids)
Biological process (GO): protein phosphorylation
Molecular function (GO): ATP binding; protein kinase activity
Source: RefSeq, a predicted model, not a curated record
UUUUGUUCUUCUAGCUUAUAGAGUAGAGUUUAAUCAGUUAAAAAGUGCAUUUUCACUGUUUGUAACGAGUGAAAAUCACUUUGCUUGGAAUUGGCAGGUUUGUUGAAGUAUUCUCGUAACUGGCGUUUGUGUAAGAGAUCUUUCAUUUUAGGAUACUUUAAAGACAGUAUUCACCUCGAAAAUGCCCAAAUUCCGUCAGACUAAACAGGCUGUGAAUAGAUCCCCAAGUACUGGACUUCAUACAGAUACUUUGAUUGCUCAAAGAUACGUUAUCCAGAAAAAGCUUGGUAGUGGAAGCUUUGGCACAGUAUUUCUAGUUUUAGACAAGAAGGUUGGAAAAGAAGAAGAAGAGCUGAAAGUGCUGAAAGAAAUUUCUGUUGGUAAUCUGAAGCCAAAUGAAACAGUCCAAGCCAGUACAGAGGCACAAUUACUCUCCAAGCUAGAUCAUCCAUCCAUUGUGAAGUUCUAUUCAAGCUUCUUGGAACAAGAUAGUUUCUGUAUUGUCACAGAGUACUGUGAGGGCAAAGACCUUGAGUGCAAGAUUGAAGAGUAUAAGAAGGCAGGACAAUUAUUUCCUGAAAUCCAAAUAAUUGACUGGUUUCUUCAGCUCUUGCUUGGAGUUCACUACAUACAUAACAGAAAUGUCCUUCACAGAGACCUAAAGACAAAGAAUAUUUUUCUGAAGAACAGUCUGAUUAAAAUUGGUGAUUUUGGAGUGUCUCGUCUCCUGAUGGGAUCGUGUGACUUGGCUACUACUUUUACUGGGACACCAUAUUAUAUGAGUCCAGAGGUACUAAGACAUCAAGGCUAUGAUUCAAAAGCUGAUAUAUGGUAA